GAAGAGAAGCGAGUUUCUUAGGGGGCCGGCCAUCUUGUGUGGGCAGCAAGCGAGCGCGGAGGGGGUGGGCCAGGGGCCUGGGCAGCAUCGGAGGAGGAUCCCACCGAGAGGGGCCCAUCAUGCCCGGACACCUGCAGGAAGGCUUCGGUUGCGUCGUCACCAACCGCUUUGACCAGCUCUUGGACGACGAAUCCGACCCCUUCGAGGUGAUCCAGGCGGCCGAGAGCCGCAAGAAAGAGAGCGGCGGCGGAGGGGGAGGCGGCGGCGGAGGGGGCCAUCAGGGCGGCCGCGGCGGUGGCGGCGGGCAGGCGGCCCAGGCCAACUCCUCCUCAAGCAGCGGGUCGGGCCAGCCCGGCUCCGGCGGCGGGAGCGGCAGCGCGGCCAAGCAGCUGCGCAGGGAGUCUCAGAAGGAGCGCAAAAACCCUCUGCCGCCCUUCGCCUCCUCCUCCUCUGGGCCUGGCGCCGCCGGCGACCGAAGAGAGGAUGGCGGCGGUGGCGGGCAGCCUGGCUCCGCGCCCCUCAGGAAGGAAGGGAUAAGGCGAAUUGGCAGAAGGCCUGAUCAACAGCAGCCUCAGGGAGAAGGCAAGCCUAUUGAGAGGAGGCAAGAGAGACGGCCUCCUCGUGAACGCAGGUUUGACAAACCUGCUGAAGAAAAGGGUGAAGGAGGAGAAUUUUCUGUUGAUAAACCCAUUAUUGAUCGUCCAAUGCGUGGCCGUGGUGGACCAGGUGGAAGAGGGGGCCGUGGUGGCAGAGGACGUGGCAUGGGCAGAGGAGAUGGUUUUGACUCCCGAGGCAAACGUGAAUUUGAUAGGCAUAGUGGAAGCGACAGAUCUUCUCUUUCACAUUCACAUUUCAGUGGUCUAAAGCAUGAGGACAAGCGUGGUGGAAGUGGAUCGCACAACUGGGGAACUGUCAAAGAUGAACUAACUGAUUUGGAUCAAUCAAAUGUGACAGAGGAAACACCAGAGGGGGAGGAGCAUCCACCUGCCGACUCAGAGAAUAAAGAGAAUGAAGUAGAAGAAGUCAAGGAAGAAGGUCCUAAGGAAAUGACUCUGGAUGAAUGGAAAGCUAUUCAAAAUAAAGAUCGUGCAAAAGUUGAAUUCAACAUCCGUAAACCAAAUGAAGGUGCUGAUGGACAAUGGAAAAAAGGUUUUGUUCUUCAUAAGUCAAAGAGUGAGGAGACAAAGGGGGUGACAGAGAUGCAAGGGAGUCAGAUGGAAUCCAAUGAGUCUCAUGCUGAAGACUCUGCAAUGGAUCAUCACUUCCGCAAGCCAGCAAAUGAUAUCACAUCUCAGCUGGAAAUCAAUUUUGGAGAUCUUGGUCGUCCUGGGCGUGGUGGCAGAGGUGGAAGAGGAGGACGUGGACGCGGGGGAAGAGCUAAUCGUGGAAGCAGAACUGACAAGUUGGUUAAGGAGUUUGAUGUGAUCCACACACCCAGCCAGUCAAGUGCUUCUGCUCCUGAUGUUGAUGACCCAGAAGCUUUCCCAGCUCUGUCCUAAACUGGAUGCCCUAAGCCACCCCUGCCCCUUGUUGGGCCCUCCUCUACAAGGCUUGCAUGCUUAAGGAUCCUAAAAACAACUUAAGAAAUUAAAAAGGGGACUCUCAUUCAUACCAUUCACACCUGAAGACUGAAUUUUACCUGUUUUGAAAAUGAACUUCUCUUGCUACACAGAAGCAACAAUAUGGUAGUCAGUUUUGUAUUUAGAAAUGUAAUGGUAGCAGGGAUGUUUUCAUAAUUUUUUUCAGAAAUUAUGCAUUCUUCAUGGAUACUUUUUUGUAUUGCUGCUUGAAAAUAUGCGUUUCCAAACUUGAAAUAUAGGUGUGAACAGUGUGUACCAGUUAAAGCUUUCACUUCAUUUGUUUUUAUUUUUUUAAGUUAGGUUUUUAGAUGUUUUUCCCCGAACUACAAACAAUUUAACUCUUGCACACUCUUUUAAUACUGCUUAGCAGAUUGUUUUCAGUCCACAGUCAGCUGGGAUAUGUACAAAAAUAAUUUGGAAAAUUGUUAGUACUGUGUGGAAUACUAACUUCUGAAGUAUUUUAAGUUUUUAAUACUUAAAUUCAAACUUGGAAAAGUCAAUUUUCUUCUAUCUUUGGUAGUUUGUGUAUUCAAAGUCUUUAUACAAAAUUGAUAUCAGAUACUUGAAAAAUAGUCAAAGCACAUUGGUUUUUACUCAAAUACCUUCUUAUGAAUCCAGCAGCUCUGUUUGGAUAAUUGGUCUAAGCCAUUUAAAAAAACUUGGUGUUACACCUCUCAUAUACACCUCUUUUAUCUUACUCCCUUUUUUUCUUCAACAAAACUAGUUGUUUGUUUGGUAAACUUUGUUUAAACUUGUUAAUAUUGUUGCUACCAAAAAUACUUUGUAGACUGGAGCAACUUUUUUUUUCAAAACAUGGGAGGUUGGGGAGCGGCAUCUAUUUCUAAUACAGUUCGUUUAAACUACA
Molecule: messenger RNA, 2445 nt
Organism: Podarcis raffonei (Aeolian wall lizard)
Lineage: Eukaryota; Metazoa; Chordata; Lepidosauria; Squamata; Lacertidae
Gene: SERBP1
Product: SERPINE1 mRNA binding protein 1
Exons: 10
Coding region: 120-1499 (459 amino acids)
Cellular component (GO): nucleus; cytoplasm
Molecular function (GO): mRNA 3'-UTR binding
Source: RefSeq, a predicted model, not a curated record